AGAAGAACCAUCAUGGCGGCGCCCUGCACGGAAAACAAUCACAAGCAAGGCAAAUUGGAAUUUGCACUAGACGUCCCGUUCCCAUCUAGUCUCGAGGCGUCCAUCGCACUCCAGUCCCUCUCCCCAGACCGCGAGCUCCGGAAAGGAGGCAUCAGCAAGGAACUCACGGUGUCCGGCAGCACGCUGUCUGUGAGGUGGAGAGCCGAUGAGGCCCGUAUUCUGCGUGUCUCUGUGGGGUCGUUUAUGGACCACCUCUCCCUUGUGAUGGAGACCAUGGAGGCCUUUGGACCCCCUGUCACUCGGUGACCACACAAACAUACACCUUCUGCUCUACAAUGACAUGAUGACCAGAGGGAAAUAAGAGAAACCCAGGAGGAGCUGCUGUGAUCCCCAGUAAAGAGGGACACAUGUGUCCCAAUUUCAAUAAUCCUAUUCAAAUAAGGGAACUGGAACCAGAAACACCGGGAUUGCAAUAGUACCCGUGCUAUUUAUUUAGACACAUGGGAAUUGCCUUAUUUCGGUGGUGUAUGGAUAGACUAUUUCUUUGUUUACAUUUGACUAUGUAUUAAUUUGGUUGUAUUGUGGAAUAAACAUUUUUCAAAAAUUA
Molecule: messenger RNA, 607 nt
Organism: Coregonus clupeaformis (lake whitefish)
Lineage: Eukaryota; Metazoa; Chordata; Actinopteri; Salmoniformes; Salmonidae
Product: EKC/KEOPS complex subunit LAGE3
Exons: 3
Coding region: 13-306 (97 amino acids)
Cellular component (GO): EKC/KEOPS complex
Source: RefSeq, a predicted model, not a curated record